AUGGUUGCCAUCGGCGAGAAGAGAGUUAAAAUCGUUAAGAAGCGUACCAACCGUUUCACCAGACAUGAAUCUGACAGAUACCACCGUGUAAGACCCAGCUGGAGAAAGCCAAAGGGUAUUGACAACAGAGUCCGCAGAAGAUUCAAGGGACAACGUGUUAUGCCCUCAAUUGGUUUCCGUAACGCCAAGGCCACCCGUGAUGUUCUCCCCAACGGCUUCAAGAAGGUUCUUGUGCACAACGCUAAGGUAAAUUUUGAUUUUUUGGUUGGUCUUUAGGUAAAUUACUGGAUUUUUGAAUAGUGUAAUGAUUUACGUAGUCGAUGCAUUAAUGUCAUUUUUUAACGCAGCGUUUUAACGAAAACUUUGAAAAUUAGGUGUUGCACUAUUUAAAUAUCCUUUUUAAUAUAUUUGAGAGAUUAUUCUUAUUAAUGUUUUAAAAGUAUAUGAAAAUUUAUAUUAUUAUCAAUUUUCAGGAAUUGGACAUGCUGCUGAUGCAAAACAAGUACUACUGCGGAGAGAUCGCUCACGCCGUCAGUGCCAAGACCAGAAAGCUAAUUGUUGAGCGAGCUCAGCAAUUGAACAUCAAGCUCACAAAUGGAAACGCUCGCCUUCGUACCGAAGAGAGCGAAUAA
Bursaphelenchus okinawaensis is the source of this 632-nucleotide messenger RNA. The record is from the annotation of a GenBank genome assembly. Lineage: Eukaryota; Metazoa; Nematoda; Chromadorea; Rhabditida; Aphelenchoididae.